CGAGAAGCAUCAAAUUUUUAUUGCAUCCAUAUCUGACGGUACGGCUCUGUAUGUGCCUUGUGGCGUCUAUUAGUGCUAGUGUAUUCCUCUGUCGCAUGCAGCGCAAGUGUUAGUGGGCACGUUAGUUUUGUGAAAAGUGAGAGAGAAUCGCGAGCUUCUUUUUUUUGACAUUCGAUUAUUAUGGUGUUUCAAUAAUACGAAUCUGAUCAGAAAACAACACGCGCAGUUCGGAACGAGUGAGGCUCGGUUUUUUACGCUUUGUGCGAAAGGAUAGGACAAGAGAAAGGAAGCAAAUUUCGAUUAAAAGUGGUGCAGCCUCUUCAGGCUAAGUAGGUACGUGAUUACGUUCGAUAGUUUGUUGUACAUUCAAAGCCAUCAAUGACUGCCGUGCCGUGUGGAAUCAAUGAAGCCCUCGUUUCGCGUUACUUUUCAAUAGCUGGCGGCUGAUCUGAUACGAGUGUUUUGAUAGUGGCAGCGACGAGGAAAUCAUUGUGCUGCUGGAUGAUUUUGUAAAAGAAAAUAAGACUUGGUGUUUUCAUUUUCUUUGCCUUUCCGGAUCAAAUUUCAAGUGUCGAGAAAGUGAUACCUAUCAAAAGGUAUGACCUUUAAUAAAAAGGUUUGCUAUUAAUGUGAGACCACAAAAGUGAGUGCAAAAUAUACAAAGAUUACUUUUAGUAAAAGAUUCAACACAAGAAAGUGGAGAUGAUUUGGUGAAGUUUAUUGAUUUUUGUGCCGUUCUCUUUCGUGAAAACCUGUUUCUCCGCUGGAGCGAAUCCUCACAGGCCUGUGUGCUUGUGCUGCAUCGGAAUGCUGCCGUGCUGAUCGAAAUACGAAACCAAAAACUUUUUCGAUACAGUGCUGAAUAAGAAACAUGGUCUAUAACCAAGAUUUCGAGUGAUUUGCUUGACUAUAAAAGCUUAACUAUGCAGGCAAUCUUCCGGCAAACGGCAAGCGCUACCACUCGAUUGUACUCUAAUUCAAGUUCCCGCUAAGCCGAUUUGAUACAGAUGUUGAUGGAAACUAUCGGCUCGGCGGCUGACCCACACUAGCACUAGCUCUAGCAGCAGCAGCAGCAGCAGUAGCAGCCUCCGGCCACUUGCUGUCGAUACAUGAGUCAAGCAGCAGUGAGCAGGGCAACAAAGCAUAAAACCUCAACCCCAACGGCUCCUCCAGCUAGACUGGUCAGCAACAACACACAUUCUUCAGACGGGAAAGAAAUAUACUGUUAAAAGCUUCACCGUACGACGUACGUUUGUGCCAAACUCCAAAUUCUCACACCACCGUUGUGUGGGUAAUAAUUCGACCUGCUAUUUCCACCAACCCCAGCAGCAUCCAGCAGCGCACCGGUACAAUGAUCGAGAUAAACAGUGAGCCUCUUCACCCACUCCGUUGUUGGACCUCCGCGAAGCCGUAUACUAGCUUGGUAGCCUCGCAGAAGAGAGUGUGGAACGCCACGAAAACGGUCUGCGCAGGUUCGUCCGGCAACGACAGUGCCGCACUUGAACUGUAACUGCACGCACCUGUUUUUAGUUAGGCGGUCAUAAAACGUGGUCAUCGCUCAGCUGUUUCAACCUUAACUAGAGGGCUUAAAAAGAGAAACAAAGACGAAAGCUCCGCGUGGAACAAGGAAAGGCGCAACAAUUGCCCGGCGUAAAUCUGGGGAAAACACUCUCUUGGCCGUUUGUGAUUCAGUAUCGAUUCAGAGUUCAUACCAGUCGGAGCCUCCGAGCUCGGACGGAUCGGUUUGAAGCGUCGGAGCCCACACUAAGACGAACGUGAAAAAUUUAGAUGAAAAAAAAAUCUACGAGAAUGCAAACAACGUCCAUCAGGGAGAGGAAGCGCUUUACUCUGCUUGGUAACCUCGAUUUGCCAAAGUGAAGAUUAUGUAAAUGAUCGGGAGCUGUGUGUUGUUUUUUCACAUUCACACCAUUGUGUGUCUUGGCUAGUGAUUCUACCAACAGACUGGAGAACCUGCAGGCAUCACGCCGAUCAAACAUCCAACGUGGUGCGGCGGGCACAAGAGUAAGCGCCGGACGACCGGAGUGGUGAAGGCCGGUUUUUGUUGGACGGCGGCCCACACUGCCGCCGCCGGUUGUUUGCCAGAGAUAGAGAGAGAGUGAGAGAGCUGCAGCCUGCACGACGAUCGCUCAGCGGAAAAAGGGGAGCUUAAUCUUAUCACAAAAUUGCGCCGCUAGUAGUGCGCGAGAAUCAAACGAUUUCGCAAGUGCUCGACGACGGUAGCGGCGGGAGUCGGUGAAAUCAUAUUUUGUUUCAAUUCAUAACACUCGAGUGAGUGUGUAGAGCAUCCAUCCAUCCGUCGGUCGGACGGUCGGAACGUCGCAAAAUAGUUUGCUUUAACCUACCGAGCCCGGCCACGUGACGACAGGGUUCGAUUCGACUUUUUUUGUGCUUCGAAACUGAUGCCACAGCAACAACAACACCCGUCGUGGCGAGUUGGAUGAACUGGCGAAUGUCGUGUUUUCGCUGAGAUCAGCUGAGCCAGCGUCUAAACGGAUCUACGGCAGAGUAAAUCGCAGUGUUUGUGAACUCGUUGUGUGGCUGAUUCCAGUGUUAUUAGCAUAAUUUCGCGUAACUAAAAUAAAAGUUGCUAGUAAAGACAACAUUAAAAAUGCUGACUUCGACUAAAAACAAUCCAAGUGCGGUGAACACGACGACGACGGUGGAGGUUACCCAGUAGGGGACGCCUUCUGAUACGCGGUGGUACACUAGUUAGUGCGGUGAUAGAAACAAGCGAAAUUUUCCAUUACCACGUCGAAAGUGAUCUGCUGAAUCAGAAAUAAUGGAACUCAGUGAUUUAAGGGAAGAUUAUAGCCUGUGUGCAGAUUGAACUCAAUCGAAAGUGAUUUGAACAGUGAUCAUUUUGCAAUCGGUGUUCGAAGUGGACAGAUCAGCCGCAAAUGCGACCCUGAUUUUAGAAACUGGUUUGAGAAGAUGUAUUGGAUACGGUCGAAAAAACUAAAAGAGCGAUUAGCGCUCGGCUUCGGCGCCUCGCUUGUGCUGUUCACAAUCCUGCUGGUGAUAGACCUGCAGAUGGACCUUGGGGUGUCGCGGGGUGAGUUCAUACCGUCUCACGCAAAAAUCCGGUUCGCCAACGAGGAUGACAAAAGCGGUAUAUAUAACGAAUUCCAUCGGAAGUUUUUGGCUAAAAGCAACGCUUCCGGUUCGAAAGAAUAUCUAACGACGAAUCCACACACCCGAGGCCGGACGGACACGUCGGGAGCGGGAUUGCCAGGAAAGCCAAUCACCACUACACCACCGCACGAUCGGUUCAAGGAUCUGGCAGCUGUGGUUGUGGCACCAAAGAAUCGUCGCAACCCCCAGUUCUUCGAACGCAUCGUAGUGAAAGAAGACUACACGGAUGACGGAAAUCCGACUCUUGCCGAGAUGUUGGACUUGCGAGUAAGUUCAAACGCAUCCAAUCUGGAAAAGUUCCAACUUUCAAUUACCAAAAAUGAGCUCUACUCCAAGAACGAUCGACUCGUCGAUGCUGUGAUAAACGAUAUGAUAACGCUUCCAAUAAAACACGUAGUGCAAAAAGAGGGCGGAACGCAAAUCAAACUAAUUAUCGAAUACCCAAAUGAGAUACACGCUCUGUUCAAGCCGAUGCGUUUCCCGCGGGAGCAGCAAACACUCCCGAAUCAUUUCUACUUUACCGAUUACGAACGACACAAUGCCGAAAUUGCGGCAUUCCAUCUGGACCGAAUAAUGGGCUUCCGGAGGGCAAUGCCCGUUACCGGCAGGAUACUGAACAUCACCACCGAAAUCGAAGCCGUUUGCGAUGAAAAUCUACUGAAAACUUUCUUCGUGUCCCCGGCACGCAACAAGUGUUUCCACGGAAAAUGUUCCUACUAUUGUGAUACGUCGCAUGCCAUCUGCGGCAACCCCGACACGCUGGAAGGAUCGUUCGCCGCAUUCCUACCGACGCAGCCGGAUACACAGCGAAAAGUGUGGCGUCACCCGUGGCGCCGGUCAUAUCACAAGCGCAGGAAGGCCCAGUGGGAAACCGAUCCGGAUUACUGCGCCAUGGUUCGCGACAUUCCCCCGUAUGACGAAGACCGACGUCUGUUGGACCUAAUGGACAUGUCGGUGUUUGAUUUCCUGACCGGCAACAUGGACCGGCAUCAUUACGAGACGUUCAAAAUUUUCGGAAACGACACGUUUCCCAUUCAUCUGGAUCACGGUCGAGGAUUCGGUCGACCAUUCCACGAUGAACUAACCAUUCUGGCGCCAGUGCUACAAUGCUGCCUGAUUCGUUCGUCGACACUGGAGACAUUGUUGUUGCUGCACAACGGUCCCAAGCCGUUAUCCGAGCGGCUACGGGAAACGAUGGCAUCCGAUCCCAUCGCACCUGUCCUCUGGGAACCACAUUUGGCCGCACUGGACCGGCGGGUAGGUAUUAUUCUGCAAGCCGUUCGCGAUUGCGUUAAGAAAGCUUCCGAAGAGGAAGACUUCGAUGGCGGCCGAAAUCAGCUCGGUAACGGUGACAGCUUCUCCUAGCGUUCCUAUCGUCGGCGAGCGACGAAUCGUCUCUACCAGAUACUGAUCGAUCAAAACAGAAACGAUGCAAACCGGAUCGGUCCGUACAAGAAAGUGUACAUAGUUUAAUCCGCUGGAUGUGUGUGAGCCAUUGGGAUGAGCGAGAGUCGAACUGAGAGUGAAGGUGAACGUGUGUGCAAGGGAUUAAGGCCGCGAAAGAGAAAUUGCGCGGAACGGAGGCUAGCCGAUUUCCGUUAGUGAAUGCGGCAUCGGGCAGGUUGUUUAUUGUAGCUCAUUAUUAUCAUAAAAUGAUAGCUGAAUACAGACGAUGGAGCACUGUCGUGUUCUAAAUAUUUCGAUUGAAUGAUUGCGAGGUGUUGAAAAAAUGGUUAUGAAAAAAUAGGCUUCGCUGCUGAAAAUGGACUACAUUUUGAUGUGUGUACUUGUGUGUGGUUAUACAUAUGGUCGGAUAGACUUGCUGUAAUGAGAGGCCAAAGUUGUAAAUGAGCAAAACCCAAAAAAGCUAUUACCGAUCCAUUCGCGGAUCUAUAUAUUUACGUUUUAAACGAUAGAGAUGAUAUUAGAUGUUCUUGUUUCCGUUAAGUUUUACCCCCCGUAUGUGAAAUGUGAAAUGCAACCCCAUCUUUAUUUUGUUAUUAAUCUAAAAUGAACAAAUAUCUCGAACAAAUUUCAUCUCAUGUAUAGAAAACACAAUACAAAAAAAAAUACAAAAAGAUAAACCCAUCAAUCAUGUUCGUUCUUAAUCGUAAGCCGUACUAAAAUGAAUGCCAAAUUUUCUACACGAACAAAUAACUAAACAAGGAGCCACUACAAAGCCAGUAAAUGCAGCGAACAAACAAAACGGAUGCCCUUUGUCCAAGGCUAAAAAUAAUCCAAGUAAAAAAAAUAUUAAUGUUUUUAUUCUCGACCGGAAGCGUCCGCGCUUGUCGACAUCCGGCGUCGACAUUGACAGUGUGUAUUUUUCGGUCCGUGUUCCCUGUGGUGCUAUAAAAUUCCUGACGGCAGUAACAAAAACAAAAAAAAAACAAAAUUACCGCACCUCUCAAAGUGCAAAUUGAAACUUUCCUUUUAUAUUUCGCCCGGAGUGAAAAACAGAAAUAAAACGUCAAUGAACAAACAAAAACAGUAAAAAUUUUGCUUUAUACAACGCCUCACGGCCAGCCGAACCCCGGUGACUGAUUGCGACGCAAAUUGGGAUCAUUAAUCAAAUCGGCAUUCAACUAUAUAAAUAUAGACUGUCGCAUCCUUCCGUAAAUUAAUUUUUGUUUUUGUUUUUUUCCUUCCUUCAACGAGGAUACAACUGGAGCUACAGAGAUAAACGAAAGCGAAAACAAUAAUAAUUAUAAUUCUUUUUAAUUACACAUGUACAACAAUUGGCAACCAGCUGUGAAAAAAGAGGGAAUCAAAUUUGUUAUGUUAAAUUUUCCCUGCAAUACGUGAUUACUGAGUGGAGCAAGUGUUCUGUCUGUUCCGUCAGGAACGCCAUGCUGCAGUGCCUAGUGGCGCGAAAGUGUAUUCGGGUAAAUUUUAAUGAACAGUGCGUUGUCGACACCUUUUGCUACCUAUUUUUCGGCCAAACACCUGGUCGCCAACCGAUCAAAUCAAAAUUUUAAGAUGAAACUGACCGAUGGCACCUGCAACUGCAGCAUGAGCCACCUGACUAUAAUCAUUGUUUGCAAACUCUUCCGGGUGCUGCUCGCAUUCGGUGGAUUUAAAUUUAAAUGCUAAAAAUCGUUCUCUCGACCGUAAGGCUGUUUAUAUUCUGAUACUAUUUAUAAUUUAUUCGAUGAUAGAGUAUAUUGUAUAGCAAAGAACAAUAAAAGCGUAAUGUAAGAAAAAUUGGAAAAAUAAAAAAUCAGUACCGUUGUUGUUG
Messenger RNA from Sabethes cyaneus, 6391 nucleotides. RefSeq names its product extracellular serine/threonine protein CG31145. Gene Ontology annotation, cellular component: Golgi apparatus. Gene Ontology annotation, biological process: protein phosphorylation. The transcript has 5 exons. Gene Ontology annotation, molecular function: protein serine/threonine kinase activity. Bases 2953 to 4518 code for a protein of 521 amino acids. The record is from RefSeq and is a predicted model, not a curated record. Lineage: Eukaryota; Metazoa; Arthropoda; Insecta; Diptera; Culicidae.